Enterobius vermicularis (human pinworm) is the source of this 2154-nucleotide messenger RNA. The record is from the annotation of a GenBank genome assembly. Lineage: Eukaryota; Metazoa; Nematoda; Chromadorea; Rhabditida; Oxyuridae.
AUGGAUAUUUUAUGGCCAAAGAAACUUUAUACAUUUUGUAAAAAGAAGUCUAUAAACUACUGCCGAAUUGUUUCUACAUUAAGAGGUGCAAAUGUCUGCUCUGAUAACAUUCUUAUUAGCAAAAAGAGCGCGAUCGUUCUACUAGGACUGGCACCUGGUGAGGAGAUUUUCACUGAUGGGACAGAUGGUAAUUUUACGCUGGAGCAGAUAGGAAUACUGAAAGUUAACGAAGCUAGAGAAAAUAUGCAAUGUAUUGGCCUUUCCUUCAGUGAUGUCAAGACUACGGAUUGUGACAAUAGUCUUGCGAAAUUACUUGUCUGCAGAGCGGACGCUGGUAUCAAUGAAAACCGUCGGGGUCGUUACGGUUUGUUUUCUCUAUGCUCUUUCGUUCUUUAUGCUUUUCCAAUUGGUUUUGAAGAGAAAAGAAUUGUGGGAGGUGAAUGCCCCGAUGCGCCUAAGGGCGGGAAUGAUCAAUUUAUUAGCAGAUUGGUGUUAGUCACUAACAGUACUACCAAGUACUGCAUUCAUGAGGCUAAUUAUCAUAAAACCUCAGCUCUAUGGUUUAAUGAUGGUGAAAAGUUCUGCCAGGAAACGUUCAAAGGCCAUCUUUUGUCGGUGAAUAAUAGAGAGGAAGACGCUUUUUUACGCGGGAUUUUGCAUCCGCCAUUUACUUCAAAAAAGGAGUCGCGAGUACUGCUAGGAUUAUUGGCUUACAAAAGCGAAUUGCUGGACUUCACAGAUGGUAGCGAUGGAGGAUAUGUAUUUAAACAAGCUCUUAUCGAAGAUCCAACUCUUUUGCAUCAAAUACAUAAUAUACCAGCUCUCUGUUUUGCAAUGGUCAGAGACUAUGAGGCCAAGAAAGAUACUUAUACUGUACAUAAUUGCAUAGGGUCUCAAACCAAAGUAGUCUGCAAAUCAAAAUACCCGUUAAAAGAACCAGCUACGGAGAAGUGUGAAGUUUACAUGCGCAUAUGGCGUCUUCAACGACUUACAAAAAGCCCACUGCAGUUCUUUCUUCGUGACACAAAUGUUAGCCGAAUCGCCACAUGUGUUAUCCCUCAAUUAGACAAUUUUUAUGUGUACGCAUCUUUAGUGAGUGCUAAAAACGGAAAAUCUUUUUACUGCUUGUACGACAUUGAUCCAGUGGGUUUCUUUAAUGUAACAGAAGCCGAAUUUAUUUGUCAGAGAGACUUUAGUGGUCACUUGCUCACUGUUAGCGAUCGGUACGAGAUGAGUUUUUUAAGUGAUCGCCUUUUUGAGCCUUUUGGAGUUGGUAGAGGCUUAAAAGAGCUGGAUUUUCUUCCACUCGGUGCCAUUCGAAAAGAUGAUAUAGUAGUUAGUACCAGUGAUACCGAUGUUCAGUUCAUUGGAAACAGGGAAUUAAAUGAAAUUGGUACCUUAGAUGACGGAGGCGACUGUUUCACAUUAGCAAGGCAUUAUGGCAGUUUAAGAAAUACAAUAUAUGCUGCUGACUGCGGAAGAAAUUACAAACGGUUCGCGUGUAAAAGGACUGUAGAAGAUGACAACUCUUUAGUAUUUGCUGAUGACCCUGAAAAGAGGGGGUUUAUGGCAAUGCUGUGGGAUGGAAUUCAAUCAUCUGGUCCUGCACUACUAGUUAUGGCAACCUUUGCUGUAUUCAUUGGAGCGGUUUGCUUCGCCUUAUAUCAAUACUGGUUGAUGGCACCGAGAAGGCCAAGGAGGAAGCAUCUACGUAAAACCGUUACUACAUAUGAUGCGGUAACAGAACCAUCAGAGUACUCGCCAGUCGCAGCGGCUGCCACUUCACCUACUGUCAAAACAGCGGAAUCACCUACGGAAACCGAAUUUGGAGGGACUACAGGAAGCGAUUUUGCGACAGACUUGUUCGAAAGUAGUCCCGGUCCUUCCCCACCACCAGUACCAGAUUCUUCAUCAACAACUUUUGGCGAGGUUGGAGCUCCAGCUCCUCCGCCUCCUCCUGGUGAUUCUUCUACAGUGAGCAAUGGAGCUGGUCCUCCUCCUCCUCCACUGCCUUCGGCUGCCGCCUCCUCACCAUCACCAGCUCCUCCAGUACCUCUGUCUCCCCAAGAACCUCCGCCACCUCCACUGUCGCCAACUGAACUACCUAAAUCUGCAGCCGCACCUCCACCUGCACCACCUCCUCCACCACUUUAA